Messenger RNA from Nematocida major, 621 nucleotides. Its product is annotated as ribosome production factor 1. The transcript has a single exon. Gene Ontology annotation, biological process: maturation of 5.8S rRNA; maturation of LSU-rRNA. The record is from RefSeq and is a predicted model, not a curated record. The coding region runs from base 1 to 621 and encodes 206 amino acids. Gene Ontology annotation, molecular function: rRNA primary transcript binding. Lineage: Eukaryota; Fungi; Microsporidia. Gene Ontology annotation, cellular component: preribosome, large subunit precursor; nucleolus.
AUGCAAGUUAUUAUUACGUCCAGUAACUCAAAACUGACACAUGAAACAAAAGAGCUUCUUGUGGACAUAGAGGGGAUUUUUCCCGGGGCAACGCCCAUUCCCCGAAAAAACAGAAAGUUCAGCGACUUUCUGAAGGAGGAGGCAACAGAGGACGAAGUCAUGGUCAUCCGGCUGGACCAAGUGGACUCUGUCAGAAGAAGGCUUCUCUUCAUCAAGAAAGACGCAAAAAACAACAUAACGACAAGCACGUACUCCAUUGUGUCGUAUACGCUUUCAAGGCGGCUGAAUGGGGCAGUUGACUCGGGACACAUGCCGGAAAUAACUUUGACAAACUUUGACGAAACAGAAAACGACGUGCGGUUUGUCAAGGACAUUGAAGACGCCUUCAGCACGGAAGACCCAGACUUUGAGGGCAGGCAGGUGGUGUCCUUUACGAAAAAGCGAGGGUUCAUUCUGUGCAGAAAGCACCGGUACAUCAUAAGGCUGCCGGAGAACGCUGCAAAGGAGGAAGUUGUAAGGCUGGACGAAAUAGGGCCGCGGCUCUCUCUGAAGCUGCAGAUGGUAGACGUAAACGAAAACUACAUUUUCAGACACACAAAAAACAUAAAGCUAAAGGACUAG